UAUAAAGCCAAUAAAAAGGUUUUACAUGUAAUAUGUGUUCCGUAAAGUGUAUUUUGGUAUACGUAUGUGGCGAUUUUGUUUAGUUUGUGGGGAAUCAAAUGCAAUACUUUACACAGCGCAUUUAACUCUGAUUGGUCAAUAUUUCAGAUAGUGCACUUAUCAGCCAAGAAAAUGCAAAUGCACUGAGACAGAGGUAGUAAACAAAACACAAGGAAGGUGCCAAGCGUCAGCUGCAUCUCAGCUGAUCGGAAGUGGAGCGCGCAACCCCAAACCAUUGAGGCUAACUUAGCUAGCGAGUGAGGGAGAAAUGGCUGAUACAAUAGCUGAUACAAGGAGGCUAUUCACCAAGCCUCAGAACUUGAAUGACGCGUAUGGACCACCUAGUAACUUUCUAGAGAUAGACGUGAGCAACCCGGAGACGGUCGGUGUCGGCAGGACCAGGUUUACCACGUAUGAAAUCAGACUAAAGACCAACUUGCCCAUCUUCAAGUUGAAGGAGUCUCGUGUGCGGAGACGGUACAGCGACUUUCAGUGGCUCAGAGGGGAGCUAGAGAGAGACAGCAAGGUGGUGGUACCCCCUCUCCCAGGGAAGGCUCUUUCCAGACAGCUGCCGUUCCGAGGGGACGAUGGGAUAUUUGACGAUUCUUUCAUCGAGGAGCGGAGAGCUGGGCUGGAGCAGUUCCUCAACAAACUGAACACAUACAGCAGGACGUCUACUCCUUCGUUCUCCUUCAUAAUUGCCUAGUAAAGGAACAAGAACAGCCAAAGAGGCCGCAAGUGCGUCCCUUAGUACUUGUUUUUUUCUAUAUGUGUAAUUUAUGAUAAUUGAGUCUCAAGUUACAGCGAACGGUUCCUCGAUGGGUGGUGUGUGCACCCCUGCUUAUUUUUUUACCCAAGGUGUUCUCACUCCCACGUGGAGAACAAUAAAAGUUACAGUGGGCCUGUUAUUAUUUGCUUUGAUUGCAGACUUGGCUAUUAUCUUUGUUUCAUGUGCAAAUUAUACCUGUUAGAAUAUUAAGUAUGCCUAAAGACUAGCGAGAAGAGAAAAAAAUAGUUUUUUUCGAAAGAGCGAAGAAUGUGUUGGUAAUUAAGAUUUUUUUUGCUCGAAUUAAACGCUACUGUUGAUCAUGGCAUUGUUCACACUUAAUAGCUGCACAGCGGAGUGGAGUUGGUUCGCUCUGCUGUUAUGAACUGUGAUUGAGUGUAUUGUGGAGAGGAAAACCAUUUACCUAGAGGUAAACAUGGUUAUCAUUUCUAAACAACCCAGCAGAGGAGGAGAGAACAGCACAGUGAAGUUUAAAGGGAAGUUUGCAGGCGAUAUUGUUCAAAAACAAAAGGCGAGAAUAUAGUCGGAGUUAGGAUGGAGGAGUGGGUACAGGGUUAGAUGCGAUCAGGGGCCAGCUUAUUUACGGAUUUUAAUUCAACUCCAAUAAAAAAAAUAUAAAUGUCCGUUUUGAUUGAGUCAUGGAGUGUCAGGAGGGGGGCUCAACUUGCUCAUCUAAUGGCAAAUGGAAGCCUCCUCAAAUCCUCCACAAUGUUUCUGUUGUACAUGAACCCUUGGGGUCAUGCUUGCCCUUCAGAAAUAUUUCCCUUUUAAGAAUGUAGCUGAGUACAUAGGAUGAUGAAAGUACGUCUGUCAUUGGAAAUUGGUCUGUUAAGAGGAAGUAUAUUAUUUUUGGUCUCAGGUGCCCUUUCACUUUUUUGCUCUCUUUCUCCUCUUCUUUCCCCCUCCAUCUUUCUCUUCUCUUUCUUUCUUCUCUUUUGCUUCAAUCUCCCCAUCCCUCUCCCUGACCUUGAUGGUAAUUAU
Molecule: messenger RNA, 1807 nt
Organism: Oncorhynchus nerka (sockeye salmon)
Lineage: Eukaryota; Metazoa; Chordata; Actinopteri; Salmoniformes; Salmonidae
Product: sorting nexin-3-like
Exons: 4
Coding region: 308-745 (145 amino acids)
Biological process (GO): endocytic recycling; late endosome to Golgi transport
Cellular component (GO): retromer complex; early endosome membrane
Molecular function (GO): phosphatidylinositol-3-phosphate binding
Source: RefSeq, a predicted model, not a curated record